AUGUUACAUUGGUUAAAGCAGCUACAGAUCGCUUUUGGAGCCUCAUUUCUAUGGCUGGCUUGCUUCAUUUACUUCACCCAGGGUUUCAGGUCGUUCGUAUGGACUGCUGUCUCAUACCAGCUAAAAGACAAUCUAAAGUUAUCACCCUCAGCUUCUCAAUUUGUGACCUCGAUAGCAUUUUUCCCAUGGAGUAUUAAACCAUUAUAUGGAAUUUUAUCUGAUUGCAUACCAAUUCGAGGAAGAAAAAGGAUACCUUACUUAGUACUAGCUUCACUGCUUUCUCUUUUCCCAUGGCUCAUUUUAAGCCUGAGCAUAUCCUUACGGAGUUCGAGUGUGCCCCUCAUGAUUCUUCUAACAGUGCAAAAUCUGGGCUCUGCAAUGGCUGAUGUUGUAAUUGAUGCCAUGAUAGCCGAGGCAGUGAAGUCUGAACGGGCCUCAUUUGCUGGCGAUCUUCAGUCCAUAUCUUGGAUGACAAUGGCUUUGGGAGGAAUCUGUGGGAGUUUGCUUGGAGGAUAUGCCCUAACUAAUUUACAGAUAAAAAUUAUAUUUUUACUUUUUUCAGCUUUACCGACCAUCCAGCUAUUUUCGUGUUGUUUAGUGGAGGAGAGUUCUGUAAUCAGUAAAGAGUUUCCCGAACGUUCUACUUCAAAUGGAGGCUCCCACUCAAUGAAUGAUAGUUCUUUUCACAAAGAAAAUAUUUCUGCUGGGAAGUCCAAAACCAGUGUUUCGAAGCGAAAGAAGAGCCAGAAAAAUACCAAAAAAGGACGAGUUACCAUGAGUAAAUCCCAGGCAUCUAAAAAAGAUGGAUCCUUGGCAACACGAUGGUUUCAUUCUCUGAAAAUUGCCACGUUUACAUUGUUUAGGGCUUUUCGGCAGCCAAUCAUUUUAAGACCAAUGGCUUGGUUUUUCCUAGCACAUGUGACUUUUCCAAAUCUAUCAACGGUUAUGUUUUAUUACCAGACAGAAAUUUUGAAACUGGAAGCAUCCUUCUUGGGCACAACACGGGUUAUUGGGUGGUUAAGCCUCAUGGUUGGAACUUUUAUUUAUAACCGGUUCUUGCAGAAGAUGAAAUUGAGAAGGAUUCUCUUGUGCACUCAUAUUGGGUUGUCUAUUUUGAUUCUUCUGGACGGAGUUUUGGUGUCUAGAUCAAAUAUUUCAUUAGGCAUAUCAGACAAGGUCAUGGUGCUUUUUGGUUCAGCUCUUGCAGACGGCGUCAAUCAAUUUAAGUUCAUGCCUUUCCUCAUCUUAUCAGGACAGCUUUGCCCAUCUGGGAUUGAAGGAACUUUAUUUGCACUCUUUAUGUCUAUAAACAACUUAGGAUCAACCAUCGGAUCGUUUGUAGGUGCGGCACUGGCUUCAAGUCUGAAUAUCUCUUCGGGUUCUUUCGACAACCUUCUCUUAGGAAUCAUUAUUCAGUUUUUCUCCGUCUUCAUCCCAGUCUGUUUCCUAUUUCUGAUACCAAAGGAAGCUACAGGAAUAUCAGCAUAG
Fraxinus pennsylvanica is the source of this 1488-nucleotide messenger RNA. NCBI's taxonomy places the organism in Eukaryota, Viridiplantae, Streptophyta, Magnoliopsida, Lamiales, Oleaceae. The record is from the annotation of a GenBank genome assembly.